This is a messenger RNA of Gongylonema pulchrum, 252 nucleotides long. NCBI's taxonomy places the organism in Eukaryota, Metazoa, Nematoda, Chromadorea, Rhabditida, Gongylonematidae. The record is from the annotation of a GenBank genome assembly.
AUGUCUUCUGCACCGGACGACACAAUCAGUAUAACUGAAUUAUCCUGUCCGGAAACACCGAAGUUUACGAAGCCAUGGCAUGAAGAUGUCUUCAGCAAAUUGCGUUCCUAUAUAAUUGUCGAACUUGUGAGAGCGAUCUACCCGACGUUUGAGUCAGCGAUAAAGCAUGAUCCGAGAACAAUUGAAGCGCUGUUUGAGACUAUGCGAGAAACGGAACUAGUAAUGUUUGAAAAUUCCAAUGAUGAGGUAUAG